Molecule: messenger RNA, 333 nt
Organism: Penicillium antarcticum
Lineage: Eukaryota; Fungi; Ascomycota; Eurotiomycetes; Eurotiales; Aspergillaceae
Exons: 4
Coding region: 1-333 (110 amino acids)
Source: RefSeq, a predicted model, not a curated record
AUGGCUGGAAUGGCAGGUGAUAUCGCAAGCACAGAUGAGGCACCUGAGCACCUCACUACAAAGGCAAAUACUACAGAUACUGCCGCCGGUCGCGUCGAUAAGUCUGCUAGCUAUGCACGCGAGAAGAUUGCCUACCAGUUGCAACCAGGAGACACAAAGGCCACAUCUCGUCAUAUAUCGGAUACUCCCGACAGUAUAUGGCAGUUCCGGGAGGACAAUGCGAGAGAGGUGCCUGACCAUGGGGUGGGGGUGGAGAAGAACCAGACUAUGCUACAAUCUGCACAAGAGACCGUGGCCAAGGCUCUCGGGGGAGGCUCGCGGGGUGCCGAUUAA